Molecule: messenger RNA, 1005 nt
Organism: Miscanthus lutarioriparius
Lineage: Eukaryota; Viridiplantae; Streptophyta; Magnoliopsida; Poales; Poaceae
Source: the annotation of a GenBank genome assembly
AUGGCUUUCGUGGCGGACCGUGAGGCUGCGGUGAGGGAGGUGGCGCAGGUGUACGAGCUCAUCAAGCUCCAGCAGCCUCCUCUCCUCCUCCACUCGCAGCAGCCACAGCCGUCGACGACCCAGCUGGCGCAGAGCCUCCUCAGCAAGGCGCUGCGAACACUCAACGUCGCCCUUUCCGUCAUGAAGCAGCAGCAGCAGCCUGCUGCUCCUGUGACACCAACAAGCGUCAAAGCUGAGCCUCAUCAGUUCUCGCCGCCCAGCCCGGCGUCUGCUGACUCCCAAGCCGCCAUAGUACCCAGCACGGCAGCAAGCAAGAGGCGCCAAAAGAAGAAGAAGGUAUCAUCAGUAGCGAUGGAAGGGAAGAAGAAGACCUCGUCGUCAUGGGCGACGGUAACCGCCGUGCCCUACGACGACGGCUACGAGUGGAGGAAAUACGGCGAGAAGAAGAUCAACGGGACGUUCUUCACGAGGAGCUACUUCCGGUGCACCUACAAGGACGACGCCGGCUGCCAGGCCACCAAGCACGUCCAGCAGAUGGACAACAUUAGCGACGACCCGCCCAUGUUCCACGUCACCUACAACAACGACCACACCUGCAACACUAGUGCCAAAGCCAACACCGGCAGAAGCAGCAGCAACCUCGCUGCAUUGCUAGCAGGCUGCUGCAACAUGAAGCAAGAACCAACUGGGCAUGCUGCUGCGGUGGCGGCGGCCAUGAACAUGAAGCAAGAACCACCGCCGCUGCUGCUGCCUCCUCUGGUGGACCUCCAGCCUUCUGCCUGUUUUCCUCAUGAACAAAUUCCACAGUGCCAAGAGCCGCUGUUUCCUGUAAGUAUGGAGCAGCAGUUCUGUGGUGCUUUUAGAGACGAUGAUAGUGAGAUCCCGUCGGCUACUGGUUCGUGCAUCUCCGGCGAGACCAGCUGGGAUGGGUAUUCUGGGGACAUGGCGGCGGCUGAAGAUGACCCUCUCCAUGAUCUCGAGCGUUUCCUCUUCAUGGACUACUAG